AUGGACUCAAGGAAUUAUUCAUCAUUCACUGAUCUCGUACGGGGGAAUAUUAAUCUUGAGGAUGAAAUUUUCGAUGUAUCUGAAAGUAGUCCCCUGUUAGUCGAAGAUUCUCCACUGAAUGAUGAAGUUGCCACUUCUAAGAAAAAACAAGCACGUGGUGUCAACUUCAGUGCUGAGGAAGAUAAGCUGCUUGUAGCAGCAUGGCUCAAUACCAGUGUGAUCCUGUCUAAAAUUGAAGCAAAGAAUGAAAGUGGAACCACGGCUCAUGACAAGAUUGAGAAAGCAAAGGAAUUGUUUAAAGAAAUUCACGGUUCCGUUUUUCAAUUUGAACAUUGUUGGCUAAUCUUGAAGGAUUAUCCAAAGUGGGCAUCUACUAUGCCUAGGGGAGAUUCAAGAAAAGAAAUGCCUCAAACUCCAGAUUUAAUAGAUCAAGGAGUGGGGGUUGAUGGCAUUAUGGAUUUCGAGAGGCCAAUAGGUAGAAAAGCUGAAAAGGCUAAUCGAAAGAGAAAAGAUGAUGGGAAAGAUAUUGCAACGGAAUAUUUGAAAAAGAAAAUGAAAGUUCUUGAAGAAGGUUGUGUAGCCGAAAAAGAGAGAGUACGUAUCAAAGCGGAAAAGGUUCGCUUGCAAGAGUUGAAAGAGAAUGAAAGAAUUAUGAUGCUAGACACAAGUGGCAUGAACGAAGACCAAAAAGCUUUUUAUGAUGGACUCAAAAAGGAAAUCCUUGCAAAACAAAGAUCAAGUCAUUCGUUGGGUUGAUGAUGUUGGUGAUGUCUUGUUCCAACCUUA
Molecule: messenger RNA, 786 nt
Organism: Quercus lobata
Lineage: Eukaryota; Viridiplantae; Streptophyta; Magnoliopsida; Fagales; Fagaceae
Exons: 3
Coding region: 1-756 (251 amino acids)
Source: RefSeq, a predicted model, not a curated record